Molecule: messenger RNA, 3053 nt
Organism: Pomacea canaliculata
Lineage: Eukaryota; Metazoa; Mollusca; Gastropoda; Architaenioglossa; Ampullariidae
Exons: 11
Coding region: 492-2381 (629 amino acids)
Source: RefSeq, a predicted model, not a curated record
GUAUGACUAGGUACUGGGGAAAGUGAGCUCCGCUACACGGGCAUCGAACCGGCUCAUCUCUCAGUUCGGACGCCAGCACUUGGUUACCUGUUUCCCCACCCAUGUCUGAUACUACCCUGCUCAUACCCGUCCGCAUACUAAUCUUCCCGUAAACUGAAAUACGAGAGUCCAGGACUUUACAGCACCCAGACAGCUUGUGUAACUUAACUCAUUACAAGCAUUACAGAGGGUUUGAACAUGAGCCAGUGGCACCAAACACCUUGUGGCAAGUACUUGGAGUCGGGGUGAGAGGGGGUCAGAGUUCGUCACUUAGGUAACCAGGCUUUGGUAACCAGGCUUUGUGGGUGGGGUGAAGACCGCCCUAUCAAGCAACACCUGUAAAAGGAAGAGUGUUCAAACCACUGCCAGCCAUAUACUGUCCCACCAGCGCCCCUGCUACACCAUAAAUAGUCUACCCAGGGUGGCGCCGAUACAAUUUCUAGACUCUAGACAUGGCGCUGAUUACUGAGGUGACAAGACUUAUGCUGCUUCUCGCCACUUUACAAAGAACAAACACCAUAGACAUCGUCACAAACUGUGACACGAGUCCCGGGAAGGUGUACAGAGUGGUCGAGAAGACCGAUGUGGUGUCAAAGUGCGAAGGUGUGGCUGUCAACACCACAGUCAACUUCUACCUUUACAAACUGUCAGGGGAAGUAGUCACCAUAAGCACAUGUACCCCGUUCUGCAACCACAUGUACCGCACCUUCGACGCUCGGCGGUACUCAACCGUCCAGUACCUGAAGGAGACCUACACCAGAUGCUACAUCUACUACCCUGCCUACCGCGACAUGGCCGGCACCGUGGUCUGUUCUGAGUUCUUUUCUAACGGCACCACGAGGGAACGUAGAUGCCCAUUGGACAUCGUGUAUCCAUUUCAAUUAAAUAACACUUUCGUGAUGACCAAUUAUGAGAACUGGACAGUGACUGCAGUUUUCUCCACAUUCCGGGUCUUUUCUGCUAUGAACCUUUAUGUCAUCGACAUUAACGAGUACCUAGCAACUAAUGAUGGCGCCAGUUUCUUCGUACAAAAUCCGAACGUUACUACAUGGACAGCAUUUGAACCUUUCAUCGAAAUAACAGCAAAUGAGACCUACUACAAAGGAAAUUUCACUGCCUCCUGGUCUCUUCCAAGUCAGAGUGGUAGCUACUACUACACUGCUGACCUCUACCCUUCAGAACAGACGAACGUGAGACUCUAUCCUAUAAAUGGUACACUAGUGAUCUCAGAGCCCUCUCAGCCGACUCAGAACUGUAACUUGACCUACGUACCGGAAGUGGGUACAGUAGACUGCAUGUGCAGUACAAUGUCACUGGGAAGGCCGCCAGGCAGACUGCAGUGGCUUGUAGGUAAUGACGUCAUUGCUGCCGGCGGAUAUGGCGUCACACAGCUGCAGUUUCCCACGAACCGCGUCAACCGCACGCACGAUGGCCUGCAAGUCACGUGUCAGCUGGACUGGGUGGUCAGGCAGCGCGUGGUUGUGUCUGACCGCGUGGCGUACGGUCCCGAAAGUGUGAGCAUCCAGUUCAGGUCCGAAAACUGUCAGGUGAUAAUGACCUGCACUGUGGAUGCCAUCAAGCCAUUUUUACCUGACAUGAUACAGUGGGGAGGGCUGUGCCAGGGACAGAAAGGCGCUGAGUGCACCUUCAAAGCUAACGGCGCGGAGGAUGACGGGAAAGUAGUCACGUGCACCGUCACCAAUGGCGCAAAUAACGGGCGUGGAGCCAGCUCCAGUGUGAGGAUCGCUGUCACAGGAUGUUCAACUACGGGAAACGGCUCCGGUACUGGCUACGUGUCAACUGUGAUCAAAGGAUCAGCGACGGGCAACGGUACAGGUGUGGGAGACGGCACAGGUAAAGGUGACGUCAUGGCACCAAGCGACUCCACAGCCUACAUCAUAGGUAUAGCUGUUGCCGCUGCCCUCGCUGUCAUCUUCGGAAUCAGUCUGCUUGUGGUAGUCGUCUGUAUGUGCAGACACCGGGGUGCUGAAGGGAACAGAGUUAGAACAGAAGAUUCAAGGCAGACAACUGAUCAACCACAAGAUAAUAUGAGCUUAUAUCUGCAUCCCUCGGUCUCACAACAGCCAAGGAGUCAGCAGCCCCCACAGCAGGACAAUGAUACCUGUCCGCCCGACGACAACCAUCAUUAUGAAUCCAUUCACAGUAAUGCACAUCAUGAUGAACUCAGAAACCAGUCUUCUCGCAUCACUUCCGUAGAGAAUGGAUCAUGUUCAAGCAUGACUACUUCUACAGCUAGACCUGACCUACAGUAUGAACAACAAGGGCGUCCCCCACCAUUUCUACACCAGCAGAACGGUACAACUACCUCCACCUGGACCUAACUCACCUCAGAGUGAGUAUCCAGCCUCGGGUGCUACCAUCUCAGUAGAAGAUAUUUGUAGAGAGUGAUGUCGCCUCGUCAAACUGGGAGGAUGAGACAGAGCUCUUUGUAUUGUUGUCUUCUCUGACAUCUUCCUGUGUGUGACAUGUGACUGAGUAUGUUGUCUGACGGGCCUGUCAUCGUGCGUGUGGAAUGUGGCAACUCCUCCGUUUUGUUCCUUUUCGACAUGCAGACUGGACGAUCGGCAGAGUUCGGUGAGCUUCAUGCCCGCUUGACCUUUGUUGAUCAGUUGGAUGUGCUGCUAGGAACUGUGUAUUUGCUGUGGAGUGUAUUCCUGCGCGUCUGACUUGUUUGAUAUUUGCCCUGCGGAUUGCGUUCCUGUUGUGUGUAGACGCUAACCUUUGGCCUCGAGCACCGUCAUUUUGUUCUGACGUCACAUUCUCUUUACGUCACAUUAUUUUCACGUCACACCAUCUGUCAGCUGUGACGCGCCUUCUGUUUGACGAUGAGAUGCUAUACACGCCAUCUUUUAUUGUCAUAUGACUUUGUGACAACAGUUGGCCUCUGGCGUUCAGUCGGACUUAGAUUGCUUACAAUAUCUUUAUUUUAUUCUUGAUUGAACCAGAAACUACAUCAAUGGAUAAAUAAAGGUUUCAGGAGAAACGCAUGACAA